AUGGGCAAGACACCUGGUGUGAUGGUGAGUGUGGUCAAGUACGACAUCCGCAAGUCUGGCUGGUCGCGCGCGCCGUACGUGAGCUUUGUUGUACAGUGCGCGGUGCGUAAUUGCUCGCGCCGACUGGAGUACCGGUACUCUGACUUUUACAAGCUCAAGCAGCAGCUGGCGGCGUCGAACGACCUCGGCAAGAUUACCGCACCGUUCCCACCCAAGGCGGUGCAAGUCCCGUACGUGCUUCCGACGCACCAGCACCUCGCUACUCGCCAAGCCAUGCUGGAGGCCUUUUUGCGGGAGCUCAUCAGCGUUGAUUUGUCGUGGGACGGGACAAAGGCGCUCGAUGCCUUCUUGAAACUCGACACGGACCCGCUCUGGUCGGCGGGGUGGAGUCUGACCGAGUACAAGCGCUUGAAGCGCCAAAAUGGCAGUCGCGUGACCAGCAGCGAUGUCUCACGUGGACGCCAAGAAGGUCCUUUGCACACGUCGGACGAGGACGAGGAGAAAGAAGAUGCGGUGAUACCACCAUUUACGCUCGAGAACGUACCGCACCGGGUCCCGCGCCACGCCGUUUCCACACCGGUCGACAACUGA
Messenger RNA from Saprolegnia diclina VS20, 591 nucleotides. RefSeq lists its product as hypothetical. The record is from RefSeq and is a predicted model, not a curated record. NCBI's taxonomy places the organism in Eukaryota, Oomycota, Saprolegniomycetes, Saprolegniales, Saprolegniaceae. Gene Ontology annotation, molecular function: phosphatidylinositol binding. The coding region runs from base 1 to 591 and encodes 196 amino acids. The transcript is spliced from 4 exons.